This is a messenger RNA of Aspergillus niger, 3111 nucleotides long. RefSeq lists its product as uncharacterized. Gene Ontology annotation, molecular function: calcium ion binding; phosphatidylserine decarboxylase activity. Gene Ontology annotation, biological process: phospholipid biosynthetic process. The coding region runs from base 1 to 3111 and encodes 1036 amino acids. The transcript has 8 exons. Lineage: Eukaryota; Fungi; Ascomycota; Eurotiomycetes; Eurotiales; Aspergillaceae. The record is from RefSeq and is a predicted model, not a curated record.
AUGGUGCGGUUACCAUUGCCACAACGUCUCAGCAGCCAUCUGAGUACGAAAAGCAAUAACCCUACUCCCGGUCAAAGUAGGAGCACAAGUCCGAUGCGGAUGCCAGAACAAAAGCCGUUGAUCCUCAAGGUCUCCGUCAUUCGGGGACGAGAUCUUGCAGCUAAGGACCGAGGAGGGACCAGCGAUCCGUACUUGGUAGUCACGCUCGGAGACGCACGACAAUCAACACCCACAAUCCCCAAGACUUUGAAUCCAGAAUGGAAUGUGACAUUCGAGAUGCCAGUGGUUGGCGUACCGCUGUUGGAGUGCAUUUGUUGGGAUCAUGACAGAUUCGGCAAAGAUUACCUUGGCGAGUUCGACAUACCACUGGAAGACAUCUUCCAGAAUGGUGACGUUCAUCAGCAGCCGAAAUGGUACACACUCAAGUCGAAGCGAAAACCGACGAAGAAGAAGGACAGUAUGGUCUCUGGGGAGAUUCUUCUACAAUUUUCACUCCUCGACUCAUCAAAUCCGACCGCUUCGCCAACCGACACCUACCACAAGUUUAGAACGUUGGUGUCUUCUGGAGAUGAGGAGGAUGACUUCCCGCAGAUCCCAUCUAUCACCCUGGACGAUGCCGACAGAGAGGAAGAAACCUCGGAUGAGACAGACGACCCUACGAAGCCUGAGGUCGUCGAGAAGAGAAGACGCAGACUACGUCUCAAGCGUUUGAAGCGCAAAUCUCUUGCCGCUAGAGCAUAUCAGUUCUCUGGUGCUGGCAACGGAGUACAGGGUAUCGUUUUCAUGGAAAUUGUCAAAGUGACAGACCUUCCGCCGGAACGGAAUGUGACGCGCACUUCUUUUGAUAUGGAUCCAUUCGUGGUCACAUCCCUCGGCAGAAAGACACUGCGAACGCCGGUCGUGCGUCACAAUCUCAACCCAAUUUACAACGAGAAGAUGGUCUUUCAGGUUAUGAAGCACGAACAAUCUUAUACUAUCGGUUUCACCGUCAUGGACAGAGACAAGUUCUCCGGGAAUGACUUUGUCGCUUCCGCUUCGUUUCCGGUCCAGACGCUCAUCAAGUCCGCUCCCGAGGCCGACCCCGAAACGGGUCUAUACAAAUUCGUCGACCCGACUCUGGAUCCCGCAGGGGCUGAGCAAGGUCAUUCCAGCCGACCCUCAGAGAUAAGAAUUGCCAUCAGCAGAUCGCCUUCGGCCAAUAGCUUGUCGACUUCACCCAAAUUUGGAACAACACCCAGAGGUUCUUCUACCUCCUUAUCAAGCCAGACACUGCUGGAACAGUCUUCGACCUUGCUACCUCCGCGGAGUAUCCCUGAAGUCCCUGAGAGCAGCCAGCCCUCCACCCCAACAACGGCCGGUUUCGAAGGCGAUCCGAUCGGUCCGCUCGAGUCGAAUGGCCUUCAAGUCUAUCGGAUACAAUUGGCCCUGAAAAACAAAGAAAGAUGGGAGGAUAAACACUUUCCUGAACUAUUUGUCAAGGCCAAAUACAUGCCGUACCGUGCACUGCGGCAGCAGUUCUGGAGACUCAUGCUUAGACAGUAUGAUGCCGAUGAGAGCGGCCGGAUCGACAAAGUUGAGCUCACGACGAUGCUCGACACACUUGGGUCAACCCUGAAGGAGUCUACGAUCGACAGCUUCUUCGAACGGUUCAGCUUGGAGAAUCAGCCCAGUGAGACUAUGGAUCUGACAUUUGACCAGGCCGUGAUAUGCCUGGAAGAUACGCUACAGGCUUUGCAGAAAGACCCCAGCUCACCUCCCAAGAAACUCUCCCCCACGCCGUCGACAGCUAGCCGUGAGAGUGAUGAACAAUCUAAUGACCUGGGAGAUGAACGAGGUGUGGAGCACGUUAUCGAACUCAGGGAAUGCCCUCUCUGCCAUCAACCGCGCCUUUCGUCACGCUCCGAUGCCGACAUUAUCACACACAUUGCUACCUGUGCCAGCCGGGACUGGAGACAGGUAGACAAUCUCGUCAUGGGUGGAUUCGUAACGUCGAGCCAGGCGCAGCGCAAGUGGUACACCAAAGUGAUCACCAAGAUCUCUUAUGGCGGGUAUAAGCUGGGUGCCAACUCGGCCAACAUCCUCGUUCAGGAUCGAAUCACUGGCCAGAUCAAUGAAGAGCGUAUGAGUGUCUAUGUCCGGCUGGGCAUCCGGCUUCUAUAUAAGGGCCUCAAGAGCCGGGAAAUGGAAAAGAAGAGAAUCCGCAAGAUUCUGAAGUCGCUCAGUAUCAAACAGGGCAGGAAGUACGAUGACCCGGCAUCGGCCAGUCAGAUUCGGGACUUCAUCAACUUCCAUCAACUCGAUAUGUCAGAGGUCUUGCUCCCAGUGGAGAAGUUCAAGACUUUUAACGAAUUCUUCUACCGUGCCCUCAAGCCCGGUGCUCGCCCCUGCUCGGCCCCUGAUGAGCCCGGAAUCGUAGUAUCGCCAGCCGAUUGCCGAGCUGUUGUGUUUGACCGCAUGGAGGAAGCGACCGGCAUCUGGGUUAAGGGUAGAGAGUUUUCCGUUGCUCGACUUCUGGGCGACGCAUAUCCCGAGGAUGUGCAGCGCUUCAAGAAUGGGGCUCUGGGAAUCUUCCGUCUCGCGCCGCAGGACUACCACCGCUUUCAUAUCCCUGUGGACGGUGUUUUGGGCGAGCCCAAGACUAUUGAAGGUGAAUAUUACACGGUCAACCCAAUGGCGAUCCGUUCUGCGCUGGACGUCUAUGGCGAAAAUGUGCGGGUUCUGGUACCCAUUGAUUCGGUUGCUCACGGCCGUGUCAUGGUGGUUUGCGUGGGAGCCAUGAUGGUGGGAAGUACGGUCAUUACACGGCAGGCGGGAGAAAAGGUCUCCCGGGCUGAAGAGCUUGGAUAUUUCAAGUUUGGAGGAAGCACUCUAUUGCUCCUCUUCGAAGAGGGUGCUGUGAACUUCGACAGCGACCUAGUGGACAAUUCGAAGGGUCCUUUGGAAACAUUGAUUCGAGUCGGCAUGUCUGUGGGCCACAGCCCUGGCGUCGCUCAGUUUGAGCCCGACAUGCCGAAGAAGUCAGAGGAUGUCUCUCUGGAGGAGAUGCAAGCCGCCAAGCGCCGAAUUGAAGGCAGUCUGGCACCACCGACUGAUGCGGCGGCCUUCGAGUAG